This is a messenger RNA of Doryrhamphus excisus (bluestripe pipefish), 6103 nucleotides long. RefSeq lists its product as uncharacterized. Lineage: Eukaryota; Metazoa; Chordata; Actinopteri; Syngnathiformes; Syngnathidae. Gene Ontology annotation, cellular component: actin-based cell projection; lamellipodium; SCAR complex. Gene Ontology annotation, biological process: neuron migration. Gene Ontology annotation, molecular function: signaling adaptor activity; SH3 domain binding. The record is from RefSeq and is a predicted model, not a curated record.
CCUCCCCCUGGAGACACGAUCUUUGAGCGGGACAGGUGCCUCGCGCACACCGGAAAUCAUCUUCAUCAUCGGAGCUCGUCCGCAGCCGCUGUUCGUUUUUAUUUGUGUUUUGUGUGCUUCCUGUUUCCCGCUUCCGAGAAGAAGAAGAUGAAGAUGAAGGAGGAAGUCAUGAAAAUCCUCCACGAGGCUCCCAAAGCAAGAAAACUACUACUGGAAAACUACAACAACCUCCUAGACGUGGCCGACUACUGCUACAACAACUACACACAGCAACAGUCGAGCGACGGCGGCCUGAAGGCGUUGGAGGAGACCAAGAACCUGGCGGCGCAGUCGCUGGCCAGCAUCGCCUACCAGGUUAGCACGUUGGCUACGAGCGUGCUAAGUCUGCUGGACGCGCAGACCAAUCAGCUUCGCCACAUGGAGUCUUCCAUCAAUCUGAUUGGCCAGACGGUGGAGAUGCACCGUGAGAAAGUUUCUCGCAAAGAAAUUGGCAUCUUCACGGCGGUCAGACGGGUCCCACGCGGCCCAAAGGUCCUCCCGCCGUCCCAGCCGGCCCUCAGCUCGCAGCCCCGCCCUCCGUACAGCCGCCGUCCAAUCAGCUACCAGCAGCUGGACAACGUGGGUCACGGCAUGAAGCUCACUGGGAAACAAUGGGAGCGAGCUGGAAGCGUCCGGAAGAAGGGAGCCUCCAUCAGGACCAGCAAGCCUGCAGGAGCUAGCCAGUGUCUGCUGGCGCCCCCUGGUGGCAGCUCCACCUUUGGGAAACCUGUGGCUCCGCCCACAGUCCCCGCCAUGUGGCAAGCGCUACCUGAAGGUGACGUCAUCACCACACCAGCUGAUGAUGCUCCGCCCCCUCCACCAGACUCUGAUAACCUGAUGGCUCCGCCCCCUCCACCAGACUCUGAUAACCUGAUGGCUCCGCCCCCUCCACCAGACUCUGAUAACCUGAUGGCUCCGCCCCCUCCACCCGACUCUGAUAUCCUGAUGGCUCCGCCCCCUCCACCCGACUCUGAUAUCCUGAUGGCUCCGCCCCCUCCACCCGACUCUGAGAUCCUGUUGGCUCCGCCCCCUCCACCCGACUCUGAGAUCGUGUUGGCUCCACCCCCUCCACCCGACUCUAUCCCGAUGGCUCCGCCCCCUCAAUCCAUCUCCUCUGAAGUCCUGAUGGCUCCGCCCCCUCCACCCAACUCCUCUGAGAUCCUGGUGGCUCCGCCCCCUCCACCUGACUCCUCUGAGAUCCAGGCUCCGCCCCCUCCACCUGACUCCUCUGAGAUCCUGGCUCCGCCCCCUCCACCUGACUCCUCUGCGAUGCCGGUGGCUCCACCCCCUCCACCCUCUGAAAUGGUCCUACCUCUGACUCCGCCCUUAUGUCUGGAGACAGUGGUGGAGGAGAGCAGCCCCCCCCUGCCAUCGCCCCCUCCCACCGAUGACCACGCCUUUCCUCCACUGUCCGAUGAUGACGGCGAGUUUCCGGCCCCGCCCCCAUCGAGCCAGGAAGUGGACGCACCUCUCCCCUCCGGGAGGAGUCGCCGGCGCCGCUCACCCCCCCCCACUCGCUCCCUCUCUUUGAGGGUCCGCCGCCGCCACACUCGCUCUCUCUUCCUGCCCGCCGUCCAAUCACUCAUGAUCCCCCCUCCCCCACCCUACCCGCCCCCGCACGCCCCCCCCCAGCCUCUUGCUGCCUCCUUGCUGCGGGCCGGCCUCCCCGCUCGCCUGGAGCACCUGGAUCUGGAGCUGCCGGUCCUCCCGCCCUCUCCCCUGUUGGACCAGGAUGCUGUGGAGACGCAGGACAGUGGCGCCCCCCCACAUUACCUGGAGAAAGUGGUGGCGCUGUACUGCUAUGACGCCUUGAAGCCACACCACCUGUCAAUCACCCAGGGGGAUGUCAUCUACCUGACACGUCGCCAUGACAACGGAUGGUACCAGGGCGUCCUGAAGGGCAAGCGAGGCUUCUUCCCCAAGAACUACGUCCAAUCCUGUGACUAGCUUGAAGCUCCGCCCCUAGAACUACUCCAAUCCUGUGACUAGCCUGAAGCUCCGCCCCUAGAACUACUCCAAUCCUGUGACUAGCUUGAAGCUCCGCCCCUAGAACUACUCCAAUCCUGACUAGCUUGAAGCUCCGCCCCUAGAAUUACUCCUAUCCUGUGACUAGCCUGAAGCUCCGCCCCUAGAACUACUCCAAUCCUGUGACUAGCCUGAAGCUCCGCCCCUAGAACUAUGUCCAAUCCUGUGACUAGCUUGAAGCUCCGCCCCUAGAACUACUCCAAUCCUGUGACUAGCUUAAAGCUCCGCCCCUAGGCCUACUCCUAUCCUGUGACUAGCUUGAAGCUCCGCCCCUAGAACUACUCCAAUCCUGUGACUAGCCUGAAGCUCCGCCCCAGAACUACUCCAAUCCUGUGACUAACCUGAAGCUCCGCCCCUAGAACUACUCCAAUCCUGUGACUAGCUUGAAGCUCCGCCCCUAGAACUACUCCAAUCCUGUGACUAGCCUGAAGCUCCGCCCCUAGAACUACUCCAAUCCUGUGACUAGCUUGAAGCUCCGCCCCUAGAACUACUCCAAUCCUGUGACUAGCUUGAAGCUCCGCCCCUAGAACUACUCCAAUCCUGACUAGCUUGAAUCUCCGCCCUCACAACCUCUUUUGCUUUUCCCCAAUCAAAUCCAUCUUGUGUCAAGAAAGAAAGAGUUUAUUUCUUGUUGGUCAACAAAUAAAAUAAAUACAUCCAUAAAUAAAUCCAUAAAUAAAUAAGCAGUAAAAACUAGUGGCGCCCCCUGCUGGGGGUGGAGGACGUCACAUGGCGGCCACCAGCAAGUGGAGCUGUUGCAGAUGAAGUUUACUUUCACCACGGACCAACUCCCAUGAUGCAUUGCUGCCUGCCUGUAAACACACACACGCAGUACUUCAGUAUCACAGUACAUGUUGCAGUGUGGCUGAGAACACUUGAAGAGUAUUUACAGUGAGUAUUUAGACUGGAAGUACUUCUAAGACUAGAAGUGGCUGUGCAUGCUUGUGAUCAGAGUACUUGGAUUACUUGGACGAGAAUAUUUAGAGCGGGGUUGGGAAUACUUUUUAUUUGUGUAUUUGUAACAGUACUUCAUAUUUGGCUUUAUUCUUGUAAAGGACUGCUGAUUUUUAUUGGUAUUUUUACACUGUACUACUGGCACCUGUACUGCUGGCACCUGUACUACUGGCACCUGUACUACUGGCACCUGUACUACUGGCACCUGUACUACUGGCACCUGUACUACUGGCACCUGUACUGCUGGCCAAUCAAACAGCAGCAGCCUGGGAGUCAUGAGUACUUAGUGUAGGACUCAUGUACUUGGUGUGGAAGUCAUGAGUACUUAGUGUGGGAGUCAUGUACUUGGUGUAGUAGUCAUGAGUACUUAGUGUGGGAGUCAUGAGUACUUGGUGUGACAGUGGUGAGUACACUUAUGGUGUGGUAGUGGUGAGUACUUGUUGUGGUAGUGGUCAGUACUUGGUGUGGUAGUCGUGAGUACUUGUUGUGGUAGCGGUGAGUACUUGGUGUGGUAGCGGUGAGUACUUGUUGUGGUAGCAGUGAGUACACUUAAGGUGUGGUAGUGGUGAGUACUUGGUGUGGUAGUUGUGAGUACUUGUUGUGGUAGCGGUGAGUACACUUAUGGUGUGGUAGCGAUGAGUACUUGUUGUGGUAGCGGUGAGUACACUUAUGGUGUGGUAGUGGUGAGUACUUGGUGUGGUAGUGGUGAGUAGUUGGUGGUAGUGGUGAGUACUUGUGGUAGUGGUGAGUACUUGUUGUGGUAGCGGUGAGUACACUUAUGGUGUGGUAGUGGUGAGUACUUGGUGUGGUAGUGGUGAGUACUUGUUGUGGUAGCGGUGAGUACACUUAAGGUGUGGUAGUGGUGAGUAGUUGUUGUGGUAGUCGUGAGUACUUGUUGUGGUAGUGGUGAGUACACUUGAGGUGUGGUAGUGGUGAGUACUUGUUGUGGUAGUUGUGAGUAGUUGUAGUGGUAGUGGUGAGUACUUGGUGUGGUAGUGGUGAGUACUUGUUGUGGUAGUGGUGAGUACACUUAUGGUGUGGUAGUGGUGAGUACUUGUUGUGGUAGUGGUGAGUACUUGGUGUGGUAGUGGUGAGUACUUGUUGUGGUAGCGGUGAGUACUUGUUGUGGUAGUGGUGAGUACUUGGUGUGGUAGUGGUGAGUAGUUGUUGUGGUAGCGGUGAGUACACUUAAGGUGUGGUAGUGGUGAGUAGUUGUUGUGGUAGCGGUGAGUACACUUAAGGUGUGGUAGUGGUGAGUACUUGUUGUGGUAGCGGUGAGUACACUUAAGGUGUGGUAGUGGUGAGUACUUGGUGUGGUAGCGGUGAGUAGUUGUUGUGGUAGCGGUGAGUACUUGGUGUGGUAGCGGUGAGUACUUGGUGUGGUAGCGGUGAGUACUUGUUGUGGUAGUGGUGAGUACUUGGUGUGGUAGUGGUGAGUACUUGUUGUGGUAGCGGUGAGUACACUUAAGGUGUGGUAGUGGUGAGUAGUUGUUGUGGUAGUCGUGAGUACUUGUUGUGGUAGUGGUGAGUACACUUGAGGUGUGGUAGUGGUGAGUACUUGUUGUGGUAGUUGUGAGUAGUUGUAGUGGUAGUGGUGAGUACUUGGUGUGGUAGUGGUGAGUACUUGUUGUGGUAGUGGUGAGUACACUUAUGGUGUGGUAGUGGUGAGUACUUGUUGUGGUAGUGGUGAGUACUUGGUGUGGUAGUGGUGAGUACUUGUUGUGGUAGCGGUGAGUACUUGUUGUGGUAGUGGUGAGUACUUGGUGUGGUAGUGGUGAGUAGUUGUUGUGGUAGCGGUGAGUACACUUAAGGUGUGGUAGUGGUGAGUAGUUGUUGUGGUAGCGGUGAGUACACUUAAGGUGUGGUAGUGGUGAGUACUUGUUGUGGUAGCGGUGAGUACACUUAAGGUGUGGUAGUGGUGAGUACUUGGUGUGGUAGCGGUGAGUAGUUGUUGUGGUAGCGGUGAGUACUUGGUGUGGUAGCGGUGAGUACUUGGUGUGGUAGCGGUGAGUACUUGUUGUGGUAGUGGUGAGUACUUGGUGUGGUAGUGGUCAGUACUUGGUGUGGUAGUGGUGAGUACUUGGUGUGGUAGUCGUGAGUACUUGUUGUGGUAGUGGUGAGUAGUUGUUGUGGUAGUGGUGAGUACUUGGUGUGGUAGUGGUGAGUACUUGUUGUGGUAGUGGUGAGUACUUGUUGUGGUAGCGGUGAGUCCACUUACGGUGCGGUUGAGCGCAGCAGCGGCGAGGGUCCGGUAGUAUCGCUGGAGCGGUUCGGCGAAGGAGCAGGUGGAGUUCCCGGGCGAAACCUUUGAGAGUGGAGGGAAGGAGGAGGAGUCAAGUUUCUGACUUCCUGCGUAGAAGGUAAGAGGUCAGAGGUGACUUACGCAGCCGGCGACCUCGUCCUUCUGCCUGUGCAGGACCACCAGGAGCUCCUCGGUCCGGUCGGCGUCCCAGCCGGCGGCGGUGUCGUCCACUUCCUGGUAGAGGUCCAGAAUAUGUCCCAGACUGUCCCGCACAAACGCCAUCUUGCAGGCCACCUGCACGGGGAGACCGUUAACAUCUGCUCCGAUUGGCCGAGGACAAGGGAAGCUCUCGGAGCGCCAAACUUACCUCGGACUUCCUCGCCAGUUUGUAAAGUCCUCUCGGGAAAGGAAGCGGACUGUCCCGGUCCUCCACGGGAUGGCCCUGGAAGAAGAAGAGCAGCUUUGUUCAGGUGCUGGUGGAUGGAGGCAGUGAGACCUGAACGCAUGGAGGCUGAGAGACCUGGACGCCAACCUACCAGGACCUGCACCAGAGACAGACACCUGUCACUCAAGGCCCCGUAACGUCGCAGCCAAUCACAGCACAGCGCGCGGAGGAGCACGCAGGAGAGGAGGACGAGCACGUGUGUCAGUCUGGCCAUGAUGAGGAUGAGGAUGAGGAUCCUGCAGUGUCCAUCAUGCUGCCGGGCGAGGACUUAUAUUCACGGAGGAAAAAGAAAAUGGCCCAAAUUCUGUUUCUACUCUCACUUUCCAUCUACACGCGCGCGCGCGCACGCUCACACACGCGCACGCACACGCACAGCCAGACAGGUGUGGGUCAUGACU